Thamnophis sirtalis is the source of this 2282-nucleotide messenger RNA. Lineage: Eukaryota; Metazoa; Chordata; Lepidosauria; Squamata; Natricidae. The record is from RefSeq and is a predicted model, not a curated record.
CCGGCGUGGCGUCGGGUCGUCGGCGGGGCCUGGCGCCCUUGUCGGGCCGGGGGUCGGGCGAUGCCCUCGCGGCCUCUCAGCGCCGACAACGGCCGACGGAGGAGUACCUUUGAUGUCGUUGUCAUUGGUGGUGGAAUUGUGGGUCUAGCAUCCGCCAGAGAACUUAGUCUGCGGCAUCCGUCUCUUGCUUUUGCAGUACUUGAAAAGGAAAAGGAAUUAGGGGUUGAUGGCUCUGGAUUCCCCAUACACCGGCAUUGUGAACUACAGGCAGGUGGCCCUAGCCUAUGCUGAAGAUUUUCAGACAGCUGGAGGUACUGUCUUGACAGAGUUUGAGGUGGAACAGAUGGAUAUGGCAAAGGAAAGUGCUGAAGGAAGUAAAGAAGGGAUGAAAUAUCCAAUUAUUGUUAGAAAUUCAAAGGGGAAGGAGGUCCGAUGCCGACAUCUUGUGUCCUGCGCAGGACUUUACUCGGACAGACUCUCCCAAAUCUCUGGUUGUGACCCAGAGCCCCGCAUUGUGCCUUUCCGUGGAGAUUAUUUGGUGCUGAAGCCAGAGAAGUGCUAUUUAGUUAGAGGAAACAUUUAUCCGGUACCUGAUCCCCGUUUCCCCUUUCUGGGCAUUCAUUUUACCCCACGGAUGGAUGGUAGUGUCUGGCUUGGACCGAAUGCAGUCCUUGCAUUUAAACGAGAGGGCUACAAAUUUUAUGAUUUCAGUAUUCAAGAUUUUAUAGAUGCAGCUGCUUACAGUGGUUUAUGGAAACUAGCGUUGAAGAAUUUUUCAUAUGGGAUGGGUGAAAUGUACAGAGCAUGUUUUCUCAAUGCCCAAUUGAAGCAGCUGCAAAGAAUCAUCCCUGAAGUUACCAUCAAUGAUAUUCAGAGAGGACCUGCUGGGGUCAGAGCUCAAGCCUUGGACAGUGGUGGGAACUUGAUUGAUGACUUUGUGUUUGAUAGUGGAACUGGAGACAUUGCUGCUCGAAUCCUCCAUGUCAGGAAUGCCCCUUCACCUGCCGCUACCUCCUCCCUUGCCAUUGCAAAAAUGAUAGCCAAGGAGGUGGAGCAGAGAUUCGAAUUGUGACUGGACUGUGGAGACAUGGGCCUCUUUGCUCCUCCUCAUCUUAGCUACUGUGACAGGCAAAGAAAAGGGGUGUUUCUUGUUUGGAAACAGAGGAUUAGAAAAAGGAACCACCUAAUAGUUUGCUAUACAAAAGCAUCAAACUUGACCACGAUUGGUAUCACAGCACUGAAACUAUUUAAAGAGAUAGGCAGAUCCAUUGACUGUCAUAUUACUUUGCUAAAGAAAAAUGGUGUUUAUACAUUAGAGCAAUUAGCAAACCAGAAUCUUCCUUCUUUUCCUUAAGAGACCUCCUUGUGUCUCAAUAAAGUUAUGUUUCCAAAUAGAGUGGUAAGGGGGAGACUAGACUAAGAGAGCCAGUUCUGCCUAGGUUUCUGUUUUUUUACUUACACAAAGAAUCAAUAAUGGCCAUUAGCCUUUUAAAAAUACUGGAGCAAGCAAGACAUGUGGUUGUAGACUUUUUUUCAAUCUUAGAUUCAUCUGAAAAAAGGAGUCGAUAAUCGAUCAUGGUAUCAAUAGAAAAGAAUAUUUGUGCACUGAUAAUGUAAUGAAAGAUAGUGGAUAUUAUAAAGAUAACUGGUGCCAUCUUUAGCAGAAGUUAUGCUGUGAACUUCCAGGAAAAAUAUAUCAGUCAAGCGUCUUUGGUCUUCAGUUUUUAUUUUUAGCAAAGGAAUGCUGACAAAAAUACAAGCAGCUGGUGGUCAGAAGCAAAGUAGUGCAUUAUCCUUACCAAACUCAUUGAAAAAAAGGACAGUAGGUUCCAAAUACUGCUAGUAAAACAUGGUGUUUGUCCUUCCAUGUAAAUAUUGUCUCUGGUUUGUCUCUAGGUUUUUUUUUUUCUUUUUCUUUCUCAUUGCUAGAAAUUAGGCCAUUCUUUAAAUUGCUAGCUAAUGAAUCAGAGAUCAUUUCCUGAGUUGAUUUGCAUACAAUCUUCCUUUUCUAAAUUGCCCAAACAUGUAAGUAUUGUAUGUGAUUGAAUUUGGACAUUCUUUUAAAAUAAAAGUUAAUGGAAUAUGAUGAGAUAAAAGCAUUGAUCCAAACCAUAAUUAGAAGUCAUAUAGAACUUUAUAUUUUAGUCAAUAAUAAAAUAUAAAAAGCAGACAUAAAUGUGGGGGUGAUGAACAAGGAAAUUUUAAAUGAGUUUCUUUUUAACUGAGUUUUAAUGUACUGUACACUAUUUUUUGUUCAUCUUCAAAUAGAAUUGUUGGAAGUU